GCAUCGAUCAUUAAGAAUUUCAUAAUGAAUCACUCGAUGAGAUUGGCUAUUUUCAAUGACUUUGUUCCUUUGAAGUUGCUUUCGAUUGCCGAGACUCGCUUUGCUUCAUCCAUUGUGAUGCUUAGGAGAUUUAAGCUCAUCAAGCAAGGUCUUCAAUCGAUGGUAAUUAGCACUCAAUGGAAUUCUCAUAGGCAAGAUGAAGGGGCUUCAUUUGUGAGGGAGACUUUGUUGAAUGAGAGGUGGUGGGAUAAGGUGGACUACAUUCUAUCUUUUACGGCACCUAUUUAUGACAUGCUUAGAGCAUGUGACACGGAUAAGCCUACUCUUCACUUGAUUUAUGACAUGUGGGAUACUAUGAUUGAGAAAGUGAAGCUUGCCAUCUACACACACGAAUAUGUCCAAUUGGAUUAUGAGAGUGAAUUUUAUAACGUCAUUCAUAAAAUACUUAUGGAUAGGUGGAACAAGAACAAUACACUGCUUCAUUGCUUGGCGCAUGCUCUAAAUCCAAGGUAUUAUAGUGAGAAAUGGCUUCAACAAGAUCCAAAGCGAGUUCCUCCACACAAGGAUGAAGAGGCCACAAAUGAGAGAAAGAAAUGCUUGAAAAGGUACUUUGAUGAUUCCAUAAUGCGUACCAAAGCCAAUAUGGAGUAUGUCAAGUUCUCAACCAAGGAUGGGCCAUUUGCCGACAUUGAUUCUAUUGAAGCUAUGUGGACUGUGGAUCCUCAUAGUUGGUGGAUUAUUCAUGGUGCAUCCGCCCCGACUCUUCAAACUAUAGCCUUGAAGGUUCUCAUUCAACCUUCUUCUUCUUCACGUUGUGAGAGAAAUUGGAGUACAUGCUCCUUCAUCCAUUCAUUGAAAAAGGAUAGGAUGACCCCCCUAUCGGGCAGAGGACUUGGUGUUUGUUCAUAGCAACCUUCGGCUUUUAUCGAGGAGAAGCCCACAAUAUUGUCAAGGGCAGACUAAGAUGUGGGAUAUUGCGGGAGACCAAUUUGGCUCACUUGAUGAGGUUGGGAUGCUUGAGGGUGCAAACCUCUCACUUGAUGAACCCGAAAUGGAGGCUACAGUCUUUAGGGAUGAUGGAAAUGAUCUUGAAGGAAAUUAAGAAUUGAUGGAAGAUGGGUCUAAUUGAAAUUUGGAGACUAGUUGCUUAGUUAUUUCUUUGGCUUAGUAUUAUGGAACCAUGGAUGUUUAUCAUGUUAAUUUUGUUUUCAAUUGGGUAUUUGGAUUGUAUUGAACUUAUGGAUCAUGGAUGUCUUGUUUUGUUUGAAUGGUAUUAGAACUAUGGAUGUUGUGUUUUAUCUACAUUUUGCCAUUUAAACUUGGAAAAAAUUGAAAAAAAAAUUAUAAAUAAAUAAAU
Rhododendron vialii is the source of this 1357-nucleotide messenger RNA. RefSeq lists its product as uncharacterized. Bases 25 to 909 code for a protein of 294 amino acids. Gene Ontology annotation, molecular function: protein dimerization activity. The record is from RefSeq and is a predicted model, not a curated record. NCBI's taxonomy places the organism in Eukaryota, Viridiplantae, Streptophyta, Magnoliopsida, Ericales, Ericaceae. The transcript is spliced from 2 exons.